AUGCUGACUGGAUCAGACAUCUACCUGUUCUUCGCACUGGUCAACCUGGUUGCCAUUCUCUUCGCCUACUGCUUCUAUGCUGAGACUGCCGGUGGUGAUCUCGUGGAAGUCGACGCUAUUUUCGCCAAGGCUCACGUUGAGAAAAGGUGGCUCUUUCGGGUUGCUCAGGAGCUUCCCAAGCCCACCAUCGAGCAAAUCAUCCAAAUGCAGACCGAGCUUGGUCUCGACACCUCCGCGUUUAGUAUGAUCAAAACCACUGUUUAA
This is a messenger RNA of Penicillium soppii, 264 nucleotides long. RefSeq lists its product as uncharacterized. The transcript has a single exon. The record is from RefSeq and is a predicted model, not a curated record. NCBI's taxonomy places the organism in Eukaryota, Fungi, Ascomycota, Eurotiomycetes, Eurotiales, Aspergillaceae. The coding region runs from base 1 to 264 and encodes 87 amino acids.